CACACAGUUGCCACCAUUCGCCCCUCUCUCACCACAGCAGUUCUCCCAUCCAGGCCCCGCUCCAACCCGGCGUCAGGCAUGGCGCCUCAGGGGCGGGAUCACCUGGCCACACGGGAGUCUGCAGGUCGUAGACGGAGCCCAAAUGUGCGGUACACACUCAGCCCAGAGAAUCUUCGCAGCUUAGCUGAGCGUGGUGGGGCCGAGCAGGCUGGAGUUGGACUCCUCAGAGCCAACAGUGAUACAGACUUGGUCAGUUCUCAAGGGCGAUCCUCACUCACAGCUUCUACUUUAGAGUUCACUCUGGGCCGGGGCCAGAACUUGGUCAUCUCAUGGGAUAUUAAGGAAGAGGUGGAUGCCACAGACUGGAUUGGCAUGUACCACAUAGUGUACUGA
This is a messenger RNA of Sinocyclocheilus rhinocerous, 393 nucleotides long. Its product is annotated as E3 ubiquitin-protein ligase HECW2-like. Bases 79 to 393 code for a protein of 104 amino acids. The transcript is spliced from 2 exons. The record is from RefSeq and is a predicted model, not a curated record. Lineage: Eukaryota; Metazoa; Chordata; Actinopteri; Cypriniformes; Cyprinidae.